CCGUGGCCUGAGUGGCGCGGGGGGAAGGCACUCCCCCGGCUGGGGCAGCCGUGAGGGCUCGGGGCAGAUGCCAGGCCCGAGCAGUCCUCCUGGGUUUGCCCCUUCCGGCGUAGCAGGCAAAGAAGUUAAGUAGAACUGCAGCUUACAAUGGAUAUGUAAAGCAGCAAGGAUUAACCAGUCCCGUAAGAGAAGGGAUUAAGCAGUGACUAAAGCUUACAAGAGCUGAAGAAAGAUUAUUUCUGCUUGCAGAGGGUUUUCUGGCAUGUGUAUGUGAAUUCAUUUAUGGAAGAAUCUUACCAGUAGUGGCCAAGCUUAAAAACAAUCUUUAAAACAAAACCAAACCUCCCACCCAAAACUCAGUCCUUAAAAGUUUCAAAACCAGAUUGUAAAAGGUUUUGCAAUGGCAAUGCUCUGGAAAUUCAUGAGAGUAGCUAAGUAUUCUAAACCAGCUUUACCACCAAAAGUAAAGGGAAGAGGAAUUCCCACCCAUGUAAGGCAUUCUUCAUCCAAGUCUGUACCUUCAGAUUUUGCUGCCAGCACACCCUGCUCAAAUACUGUGGAACUGCUUGGUAAAGUUUAUCUUCAGGAUCACUACAGCAAUGUCACAGAGAAGAUUCUUUCCAAGGUGGGGAAAAACUUACACAACAAAAAGCAUCACCCUUUGUGGCUAAUCAAGGAGCAGGUGAAGGACCACUUUUACAAGCAAUAUAUAGGACGUCGUGGGACUCCGUUGUUUUCUGUCUAUGAUGGUCUUUCUCCAGUGGUUACAGUACAACAGAAUUUUGAUAGUUUGCUCAUCCCACAAAACCACGUCAGCAGAAGGAAGGAGGAUAACUAUUACUUGAAUCGGGAUCAUAUGCUAAGAGCACAUACAUCAGCUCAUCAGUGGGACCUGAUACACUCUGGCCUAGAUGCCUUCCUGGCUGUGGGAGAUGUCUACCGCCGGGACACAAUUGAUAACACCCACUACCCAGUCUUCCAUCAGAUGGAAGGAGUUCGGCUUUUCUCCUGUCACGAGCUGUUCUCCAACAUUAAGGAUGGUGAAGGCUUACAAUUGUUUGAGCAAGGUCAUCGCACUGCACACAAGCAAGAGUGUCACACCAUGGAGGCAGUGAGGCUGGUGGAGUUCAACCUGAAGCAAGUGCUUACAAAGCUCAUGACUCACAUCUUUGGUGAUGGGCUGCAAGUGAGAUGGGUGGACUGCUACUUCCCGUUUACUCACCCUUCCUUUGAGAUGGAGAUCAACUUCCAAGGAGAAUGGAUGGAGGUCCUGGGCUGUGGGGUCAUGGAGCAGCAGCUAGUUAACUCAGCUGGUGCUGAGGAUAAAAUUGGCUGGGCAUUUGGCCUGGGCUUGGAGAGGUUGGCCAUGAUCCUGUACGAUAUCCCUGACAUCCGAUUGUUCUGGAGUGAAGAUGAACGCUUCUUGAAGCAGUUUAUUGUGCCUCACAUUUGGCAAAAAAUAAAAUUCCAGCCACUCAGCAGAUACCCACCUUUGAUCAAUGACAUCUCCUUUUGGCUGCCUUCUGAGACGUACUCCCAGAAUGAUUUUUAUGAUUUGGCUCGAACCAUUGGUGGAGACUUGAUAGAAAAGGUUGUCCUAGUGGAUGAAUUUACCCAUCCAAAGACAAAGAAGGUGAGCCAUUGCUACCGGAUCGUUUACCGCCACCUGGAGAGGACUUUAACACAGGACGAGGUUCAUCGAGUCCAUCAAGCUAUUGAAGAAUCAGCAGUUCGAGAACUUGGGGUUGAAGGCAGAUUCUGACAUUGCUCUCCAAAGCCCUAAUGACAGUUUCCUCUUCUUUUCUUUUUUUUUUUUUUCCUCAUUAUCUUCUUUUUAGGAUGAGGAGUACAAGAAGGGGGGGUUGUGACUGAUCCUAGCACAUGCAAAACGAUUGAUAUAUGGCAAUGGUAAAACUAUCAGAUAAUAAACAUUACUACUGAGAAAGCAUUGA
Messenger RNA from Calypte anna (Anna's hummingbird), 1952 nucleotides. It is a transcript of the gene FARS2, whose product is annotated as phenylalanyl-tRNA synthetase 2, mitochondrial. Gene Ontology annotation, cellular component: mitochondrion; cytoplasm. Gene Ontology annotation, molecular function: ATP binding; phenylalanine-tRNA ligase activity; tRNA binding. Gene Ontology annotation, biological process: phenylalanyl-tRNA aminoacylation. The record is from RefSeq and is a predicted model, not a curated record. NCBI's taxonomy places the organism in Eukaryota, Metazoa, Chordata, Aves, Apodiformes, Trochilidae. The transcript is spliced from 10 exons. The coding region runs from base 401 to 1762 and encodes 453 amino acids.